AUGGUUGCCGCCCUGAAAUUGACCACGAUGCCGCCCAACACCAGGAUCCUGCAAGACGACUCUGCCUCGGCCCUACUGGAGCAACUGCGGGAUCGGUCGCUUCGCUCGUCACAGGUUCGGAAUCUGGUCGGGCAAAUCACUCAGAUCCUGGCCAAGAGCGUCAUCACGCCGCCGUCGCCGAAUGAGCAGAUUGCCAUCAUCGUCAUCCUCCGCUCGGGCAUGGCCAUGAUGGAGCCUUUCGUCUCCCAACUCCCCAGUGACACCGACAAUGUCAUCUACCACCUGGGCCUGUUCCGAGAGAAGGAGACCCUUCAACCCGUCGAGUACUACAACAAGCUCCCCCGCAAGAGCCCCCGAAUCAAGCACGGAUAUGUCCUGGAUCCUUUGAUCGCCACCGGCGGCACUGCCACUGCCAGCAUCCAGAUUCUCAAAGACUGGGGUCUGGAGAAAAUCACCUUUGUUUCCCUUCUGGCCAGUAAUUCUGGGUUGGAUGCCGUGGCAGGCACCUGGUCCGAGGGGGUCGAGUUUAUCGUCGGCGCGGUCGACCAGGGACUGGACAGCAAGGGAUUUAUUCAACCAGGACUGGGGGAUAUCGGCGAUCGACUGUUUGGUACAACCAACUAA
This is a messenger RNA of Capronia coronata CBS 617.96, 624 nucleotides long. RefSeq names its product uracil phosphoribosyltransferase. The transcript is spliced from 2 exons. Lineage: Eukaryota; Fungi; Ascomycota; Eurotiomycetes; Chaetothyriales; Herpotrichiellaceae. Bases 1 to 624 code for a protein of 207 amino acids. The record is from RefSeq and is a predicted model, not a curated record.